AUGAAAAAGUUAAUCCGUGAAAGAAAAACCCUCGAGGCUCGACUGAAACGCGUUGUCGAGGAUGUAACAGACCUAACACGUGGUGAGCGUAGUGAGGCUGUGGAGGACGUGGAGCUCCUCACCGAACUGGACAGCGUAGACCAGAUCUGGGCAGCUUACCUCAUCGUUCACAAGCAGAUGCUGGAGCUUUGUGAAGAUGAAGAGGAAGACGAAAUCCUGUCGCAGUUCGAAACCUUCGAUCGAAGCAUCGUGGCCCUGAAAAACAGCUUGCGCAAACAAUUGAAAAGGUUAGACUUUUGUUCUACUCGCCGUGAAGCCACAACGCAAGAUGGCGGCGAUGCCAUUAAACAAUUAGCCGAACAGCAAGCUGAUUUUUUCCGUAUGAUGUCCACUCAUUUCAACACAUCCGCUGCUUCUACGAGUAUUGGUUCUACUCCUACAGCUGCAGCUUCAACCACGCUGCCCCAUCCUGACCUCAAGCUACCCCGCAUGAACCUUCCCGUUUUCAGCGGGAAUAUUCUAGACUGGCCCUCGUUCUAUGACCUCUUUGAAAGUGCCGUUCAUAGCAACCCCUCGCUGCAGGAUAGCCAGCGGUUGUAUUUCUUAAAAACCAACCUGGCCGGCGAGGCAGCGUCUCUCGUAUCUCAUCUGAAGAUCGAAGAUGCCAAUUACGCACCAGCGCUUGCGAAAUUGAAGGAGAGGUACAACAAGCCGCUCAACAUUGCUGCUCAACACAUCCAGCGUUUUCUGAGCCAGCCUGCGAUGACCUUGCCUAGUGAAAGUGGCUUACGCUCGCUCCACGAUGUGUCCGAUGAAGUUGUUCGAGCGCUCAAGGCCAUGGGCAGAGAGGAUCGGGAUAUUUGGCUCCUCUACAUUCUGGUGGAGAAAUUGGACCCCGAGACGAAACAAUUAUGGUGUCAGAAGAGAGCUGAGUUGCAGGAUGGAGAAAUCACUCUCGAGCGGUUUCUCAAGUUCGUCGACGCUCAGAGUUCUGCAUUGAGUGCCAUGAAGCAGAGUCGCCAACGUCCCACGACAACCGCUAAAUUUGCUGCAAAGUCACACCCUAGACCAGUCUCUACUCUGGUGUCACUCACCGAACAGACUUCUAAGGUAAACUGUUCGUACUGCUCAAAAUCGCCUCACCAGUUGUACCAGUGUGGCAGAUACAACCACUCCAGUGCUACUGAACGCUUGGAUUUCGCUCGGAAGCAAAAGCUAUGCUUCAAUUGCCUCAAGCAACAUUGGAAUGAACCAUGCCAAUCCGGUAAUUGCAGAAAGUGUCGUCAAUCUCACCACACACUGCUGCAUGAUGCUUUCGUUCCACACACAGUGCAAGUGCCCACGAGCUCGUGCCCCACCGACACGACGUCGACAACGGCUGCGCCCAGCCGCUCACCGCCCUGUCAGUCGCUGAUCUCUGCUCUCGCGACGAAUAUAAUCGACACGAACGUUCUCCUCUUGACCGUUACUAUCAACGUGCUGGACCAAUACGGCAGACCACGCACAUGCCGCGCGGUGCUUGAUUGUGCGUCUCAUGCGAGUUACAUCACCAAAGACUUGUGUGCUGCGUUAGGGUUACCAAUGGCUGACAUCGAUUUCGAAUUUGGUGGUAUCGCUGGUUCAAGUGGCUAUGCAAGCAAAGGAGUGCUCGUUCCCUUUUCGUCGCGUUGUUCCGCGUAUCGUGACGUUGUACCGUGCGUGAUUUUGGACAAAAUUACAUCGGAAUUGCCAUUAAAGUGUGUUGAUGUGACAGAUUGGCCGAUUCCCGAUUCAAUUCACCUGGCUGAUCCCCAGUUCAAUCAUCCAGGGAAAAUUAGUAUGCUGCUGGGAAACAAGUUAUUCUUCCAGCUACUCGAGCCUGGUACCAUCAAUCUCAGCACCGAUAGCAGUCUCCCAGUUCUGCAAAACACUAAGCUUGGCUGGGUGUUCUCGGGGGCGUACAAGGAAGCCUCUCAACCGUCCGCUCCUCAAUCUAGUUCCUGCUUCUUGGCGGUCGGCAACGACACACUUUCCAACCAGCUACAACAGUUCUGGCAGUUGGAGGAGUACGUGAACCGUUCGCCGCAGUUGAGUGAAGAAGAAAAGAAUUGUGAAGAGCAUUUUGUAGUUCAUACAACUCGUGAUAGUGUUGGUCGGUUUACUGUUCGCUUGCCGUUCCGCGAACAUCCUUCUAGCCUGGGAGAAUCGCGUGAAAUUGCCGCCAAGCGUCUGUGUCACAUCGAGCGUAAAUUGGAGAAAAACCCACUACUGAAGGAGCAGUAUCAUGGAUUUCUACGUGAGUAUACCGACUUGGGCCAUAUGUCACUUGCUUCUUCUCCUAGCUCCAAAGGCUGCAUCUUUCUUCCACACCACUGUGUCGUGAAAGAGUCAAGCUCUACAACUAAAUGUAGGGUGGUUUUCGAUGGAUCCAGCAAAACCAGUAACGGUAAAUCUCUAAAUGACAUCCUGAUGUUGGGACCAAUUCUGCAAGACUCGCUGAUAAACAUCUUGCUGCGUUUUCGCUUCCCUGCUGUCGUGAUAACAGGCGAUAUUCAGCAGAUGUAUCGUAUGAUCCAGCUCUCCGAAGACGAUCGGGACUAUCAGCGAAUACUAUGGCGGUGGUCGACUACUGAACCCGUUGAAGAAUAUCGGCUUAACACGGUCACCUACGGCACCAGAAGUGCAUCGUACCUCGCCACCAAGUGCGUACAACAACUGCUAUUGUCGCAUCAAGAUUGUUUCCCCACGACCGUUGAGAAGGCAAUCAAGGGGACAUACAUCGAUGACGUCAUCACCGGUGCAGAUACUGUAGAGGAGGCCAAGGAACUCAGAACCCAACUGUCGGAAAUCUUCGCAUCAGGCGGUUUCCAUUUGCGCAAAUGGGCUUCCAACAGCACAGCGGCUUUGGCCAGUGUACCGGAAGAGGACAUCGAAGUGAAAGCAGCAAUCGAACUGGACGACUCCACUACGAUCAAAACCCUCGGAAUCCACUGGCAGCCGUGCAGCGACGAGUUCAAGUUCGUGUACCAUCAACCCCAGAUCUUUCAGCCCACAAAACGCGUCAUACUGUCCCAAAUCGCCAGCCUCUACGAUCCCUUAGGACUGCUGGCGCCCACCAUAGUCAUGGCGAAGUUGGUGAUGCAAAAAUUGUGGGAGCUGAGGGUGGACUGGGAUGCAAAUCCCUAA
Messenger RNA from Aedes albopictus (Asian tiger mosquito), 3165 nucleotides. RefSeq lists its product as uncharacterized. Lineage: Eukaryota; Metazoa; Arthropoda; Insecta; Diptera; Culicidae. Bases 1 to 3165 code for a protein of 1054 amino acids. The record is from RefSeq and is a predicted model, not a curated record. The transcript has a single exon.